Molecule: messenger RNA, 1410 nt
Organism: Morus notabilis
Lineage: Eukaryota; Viridiplantae; Streptophyta; Magnoliopsida; Rosales; Moraceae
Product: pentatricopeptide repeat-containing protein At4g38150
Exons: 2
Coding region: 62-982 (306 amino acids)
Molecular function (GO): protein binding
Source: RefSeq, a predicted model, not a curated record
CCAAAUCCCAUUUUUUCAAAACCCUAAACCCAACCCGCUUCGCCAUUGAUCCCACGACAAUAUGCCCCAAUUCGGAGGUAAUCUCUCCAAGCUUAUCUUCACCGGAACUCGUAACUCCCUAUCCCGUUCAUAUCAAUCCUCAAUUCGGAACAACUUACCGAAGAAACUUCGGUUCUUUGGCUCCGCCGGCAAUGGCGAAUCCGAUGAAACGACGGGCCCAAGUUUUUCGCAGAACCCUCGCGAACGUUCCAGACCCAAUAGACCCCCGCGGGGCCGGGGACCGUUAACUUCCGAGGACGACAGUUUCCUUGAAAAAUUCAAGCUCGGACUUGAUAGUUCCAAGGACGGGAUGCAGGAAAAACCACGGCGAGAAGCAGCUAGGCCGAAACCUCCUCUUCCGCAGCCGCCGCCGCCGCCAGAGGACGCCGACGAGAUAUUCAAGAAGAUGAAGGAGACGGGUCUGAUUCCCAACGCGGUGGCGAUGCUCGACGGGCUUUGCAAGGACGGGCUUGUUCAGGAAGCGAUGAAGCUCUUCGGUUUAAUGAAGGAGAAGGGAACUAUUCCCGAGGUUGUGAUAUACACCGCCGUGGUCGACGGCUUCUGCAAGGCGCAGAAGCUCGACGACGCGGUGAGGAUUUUCAGGAAGAUGCAGAGCAAUGGGAUUGAGCCCAAUGCCUUCAGUUACUCUGUGUUGGUUCAAGGCUUGUGUGGGGGUAAAAGGCUUGAGGAUGGCUUGGAGUUUUGCGUGGAGAUGUUGGAGGCUGGGCAUUCGCCGAAUGUGGCGACGUUUGUGGGGCUGGUCGAUGGGUUGUGCGAGGAAAAGGGCGUUGAGGAAGCUCAAGGGGUCAUUGGGAAGUUGAGAGAUAAAGGGUUCUUGCUUAAUGAGAAGGCUGUUAGAGAGUUUUUGGAUAAGAAGGCGUCAUUUUCGCCGUCAGUUUGGGAGGCGAUUUUUGGGAAGAAGGCGUCGCAGAGAUUGUUUUGAGACUUCUUUUCUAAUGCCACGUUUUGCUGUAUGCUUUCAGGGUAUUGUGUGAGCUCUACUGUGUUUACAGAAGAUAUAUGGUUCAAACGAGCAAGCGAAACAUUUAUAUUUCUUCUACUUUGAUUGGUAAGUGAUACAGAACAGACAUAUAUAGGCUAUCCGAUUAAGUUUGUUAGAAAUCUGUGCAAGAGCAUAUACUCCUAAGUUUUGUGAGGCAAUCUCGAUUUUGCUUUAUUAUUCUUAUAACUUCACAUUAGGAACUUCUGGUCAUGCUUUUCGACCAAGGACAUCUCCAACAGUGAUCUAGAGCAUGUAGAACUUAGAAUAAAGAUUCGAGUUUUAUUCCGUUUGUACUCCGGCUUUUGCUAUUGCUGAAUUACUGGCUGCUAAAAGAAUUGGAACUCUUCUGGUGUCUGAACAUGAACGUG